AUGCGAUGCAGCGUGGCCGUGUGCGCCGCGGCGUGCCUUGCGCUCGCUGCGGCCCCUGCGCGCGCCGCGCUCGAGUCGUUUGACGAGGCGCUGACGCUGAGCCCCCUCGUGGGAGGCCGUGUCCACGCCGCGUUUGCGUUCACGCUCGCGUCCGACCGUGGCUCGGUGCACCACUUCGGCAAGAUGCCGCGCGCGCUCCUGCAGCCCGUGGCCUCGCUGGGCGUGCAGGACAUGCACCUCUCGCUCGCCAAGGGGCGCUGGCUGUACAGCGAGUGGGGCUCGCCGGCCGCCGACGACGCCGGCGACGAGGCCGUGGCGAGCGGCGCCGAGGUGUGGGCCGCCAUGUCCAACGACACGGACGUGUGGCCGCGCUGGCGCAUGCUCAUGUCGGCGCUCGCGAGUCUCUCGUGUGCGUCGCUCGACGCCGUCGACGAGGCGACGACCGUCCAGCCGCAGUGGCCGUACUUUGGGCCACAGCCCGUCCUGCACAGCUACCUGCCGUCGGAGAGCGUGUGCACAGAGAACCUGUCGCCCCUGCUCAAGCUGCUCCCGUGCAAGGGCGGCGCGGGCCUCGCGAGCCUCCUGAGGCCGCAUGCGCUCCUCGGGGCCGAGUUCCACAGCAUCGGGCUGCGUGCGACGCAGGCGCAGGGCGGAUGGACCGUGCAGCUGCGCGUGCAGAUGGUGGCGCGCCCGCCGUCGGUGAACGAUACGGCAUGGACUCUGCGCGACCUGUUCGGCACGGCGCUCACGACGACGUGCCCGGCCGCGUCGACGAGCCACAUCCGCGUGCUGAGCGGCACGCCGCCGCUGCCGCCCGUGGCGCCUGCCGUGGCCGACGACGACGACGACGACGACGAGCCACUGCCGCGCACCGGCGCGCUCGCAGCGUACACGGCGCCGCAGGCCACGUACCUGUACGACACGCGCUCGCUCGCCGACUACGGCGACGCGCUCAACGUCGAGCUCGUGGCGCCCGCCUCCCGGUCGCUCGCGCGGGUGCCGCCGCUGCAUGCGGCGCGCCAGGUGCUGGGGUACGGCCAGGAGCGCAACACGGUGCGCGUGAUUCUGCGCAACACGCUGCCGGGCGAGACGGUGAGCGUCGUCUACUACGAGCAUGUGCCGCGGAUGGUGCGCCCGCUGCUGCACACGCUGCGCACGCAGGUGCAGCUGCACGAGUACGACGAGCGCGACGACCUCGUGCGGUACAGGGACGACGUGGAUCUGCCGUUCCUAGAGAACGCAUCGUAUGUGCCGGCGGAGGUGCGCCGGCGCAGCGGCUCGCUGGAGCUUGUGCUGCGUGUGCCUGCGCUGAGCACGCUCACGCUCACGUACACGCUGGAGAAGCACAUGCUGCACUACAACGAGCACAUGCCCGACUCGCACCGCGGGAUCGACCUGCCGCCCGCGCUGUUCCUCCCGCUCCACGGCGCGCGCCCGUGGGCCGACGUGCACCGCGGGCUCGACGUGCACCGCGUGCAGGCGUCGCGCAUGUACACGGAGCCGAGCCUCCUGGACAUGGCCGUCCCGGACUUUUCGAUGCCCUACAAUGUCAUUCUGUUCUACUCGACGUUUGUGGCGCUGUUCUUCGGGAGCCUCCUCAACCUCCUCGUCCGCCGGUACCGCGAUGUCUACCGGCAGGGCGACGAGCGCCCUACGUCGCAUACGACUCGGUGA
Molecule: messenger RNA, 1674 nt
Organism: Malassezia sympodialis ATCC 42132
Lineage: Eukaryota; Fungi; Basidiomycota; Malasseziomycetes; Malasseziales; Malasseziaceae
Gene: GPI16
Product: GPI-anchor transamidase subunit GPI16
Biological process (GO): attachment of GPI anchor to protein
Cellular component (GO): GPI-anchor transamidase complex
Source: RefSeq, a predicted model, not a curated record